Messenger RNA from Halichondria panicea, 1132 nucleotides. RefSeq lists its product as uncharacterized. Bases 106 to 966 code for a protein of 286 amino acids. NCBI's taxonomy places the organism in Eukaryota, Metazoa, Porifera, Demospongiae, Suberitida, Halichondriidae. The record is from RefSeq and is a predicted model, not a curated record. Gene Ontology annotation, molecular function: hydrolase activity. The transcript is spliced from 7 exons.
UACCAAUUUAGUUAUUUGGGACUUCUGCCGAUAAAACAUUAUUCAUCAACUAGAUCUAACCGUAGGAUCUAGACUAGACGCAGACGUAACACGAUCGGACGUAACAUGGAGAUUGUUGAUGCACACAUACAUUUGUGGACUCCUGAAACGCACCCAUGGGUCUCGAAAGUCGAAAUGUUUAAGUCUGUCCUUACCUACCUGACGGAUGACUACAAAAAGGACACAGAGGGUCACAAUGUGGUGCAGUGUGUACAUGUGCAGGCAGCAUGGCUGGGGGACCCUGUUGAGGAAACUGUCUGGCUGAAUGGACUAGCAGACAGUACUGGGACACCAAAUGCUAUUGUGGGCUACUGUGACCUGUCUUCCCCCGAUGCUGAAGACAUUCUCAAGCGACACAGUGAGCACAAGAGAAUGAGAGGAAUUAGACAAAUGUUAAACUUCCACAAAACACACCCUGAGUAUAAUGCCGUGCCUCACGAUGACUACCUCACUGACCCAAAUUGGAUCAGAGGAUUCGCUCUCCUUGAGAAAUACAACCUCUCUUUUGACCUCCACAUACUACCUGGCCAAAUGAAAAGGGCUGCGGCAGUGGUGAGGGAUCACCCUAGAGUGAUGGUGAUGGUGAAUCAUUGUGGGGUCCCUUAUGAGAGAGACCCGGAGUCAAUGAGAGUUUGGAGGGAAGGUUUGCAAGAGUUGUCCAAGUGUUCUAAUGUGUAUGCUAAGGUGUCUGGGAUGUUUUUUACUGACCCGAAAUGGAACCAGCAGUCAAUAGAAGAUGUAGUGAAGCCAGUAUUAGAGAUAUUUGGAAUUGAUAGAUGUGUGUUUGCUAGCAACUUUCCAGUUGACAAAAUAAAUGGGACCUUUCAGCAGCUGCUCAGUGCUCUGGAGCCUAUCCUCAGUGUCUACUCAAAAGAAGAUCAACAAAAGUUCUACGCUGGGAAUGCAAGAAAGUUUUACAAACUGUAGACAAAUAUAAUUAUUAUAGAACUGUGAUGUAGACUCUAUAUAUAAUUAUGUUAUCAUACUGCUGUGCCACUUUUGAUAAAAUGUGAUGUACAAUAUCUGCUUUUUGGUGCUUUCCCCCAAUCCACUAGAAUUUUUGUGGUCUUCAUAAUUAUUUUUGUGCAGAUUG